Molecule: messenger RNA, 969 nt
Organism: Fusarium sp. VM40
Lineage: Eukaryota; Fungi; Ascomycota; Sordariomycetes; Hypocreales; Nectriaceae
Source: the annotation of a GenBank genome assembly
AUGGCGCCCGAAACUAAGAACGACUUUCUCGAUACGGUUGACAGUGACGAGGAGAACGAUGUCGGCUACAACUCAGAGGAUGAUGAUAUGAAAAAGGGUGGCCGAGGCGCCAAGCGACGGAAGUUGGACUCGGAUGAGGAAGACGAUUUGGGUAGCGACGUUGAUCGCGACAACAGCGACGAUGAGGACGACAUUCCUGGAAAAGAUGCAAACAAAUCGCGAAAGAAGGAGCAAGACGGAGAUCAGUCCGAAAAGCCAAAGCGCAAAUCAAAAGACACCACAUCAACAGAACUCCCCGACGUCACAAGAACCUUGACGAAGAAGAACCUCGUCGCCUCCGAGGCCGCCAUCAAGAGAUCUGGCGUUGUUUACCUCUCCCGUAUACCUCCCUUCAUGAAGCCCGCCAAGCUGCGCUCCCUACUCGAACCCUACGGCACCAUCAACCGCAUCUUCCUCGCGCCCGAAGACCCAGCUUCGCAUGCCCGUCGCGUCCGCGCAGGCGGCAACAAGAAGCGCUCCUACACCGAGGGUUGGGUCGAGUUCACCAAGAAGAAGGAUGCUAAGGCCGUGUGUGAUCUCCUCAACGCGAACACAAUCGGCGGCAAGAAGGGCAGCUACUACCACGAUGAUUUAUGGAAUCUUCUGUACCUCAAGGGCUUUAAGUGGCAUAACCUCACGGAGCAGAUCGCUCAUGAGAACGCCGAGCGCGCUAGUCGCAUGAGAGCCGAGAUCAGCAAGUCCACAAAGGAGAACAAGGAGUUUGUCAGGAACGUGGAGAAGGCAAAGAUGCUGGAUGGCAUGGCGGUCAAAGCCAAGGCCAAGAAGAGGAAAGCAGACGUCGAGGGACAGGCCGACGAUUCAGUGCGCCAGGUCAAGCGAUCGUUCAAGCAGGUUCCUCUUGCAAAGAAGAGGACGGACGUGGAAGAUCAGCCUGCAGAGGUGACGAGGGUAUUAAGCAAGAUUUUCUGA